This is a messenger RNA of Penicillium diatomitis, 2166 nucleotides long. RefSeq lists its product as uncharacterized. Gene Ontology annotation, biological process: nuclear envelope organization. Gene Ontology annotation, molecular function: protein-membrane adaptor activity. Gene Ontology annotation, cellular component: nuclear envelope; meiotic nuclear membrane microtubule tethering complex. The transcript has a single exon. The coding region runs from base 1 to 2166 and encodes 721 amino acids. The record is from RefSeq and is a predicted model, not a curated record. NCBI's taxonomy places the organism in Eukaryota, Fungi, Ascomycota, Eurotiomycetes, Eurotiales, Aspergillaceae.
AUGAACUCAAUAAACCCACAUUCUCCCCUUAAGGCCUACGCUAGUGAUCCAGAAGACCCCAACAGUCUUGUGAGAUUACUGGAUCUCGACCUAGGGGAGGACUUACCAAUACCACUCACCGCCGUUGCGGGCUCGUACAACUACGGCACUGACUUGGGAACUGCUCUUCCUGAGCAGAUUACCACGGAACCCGUGCUAGAGAACGAUUACAUCGCCAGAAAAAUCGACGCUGGGCUCGACAUGGCGGAGAGACGCCCGUGGAACCCACCUUCGAGGCGAAUCUCCAACGGAAACCUCGAUGCUUUGGGCACGAAAACCCGAAGAACAGCGGCUAGGAAUCCGGGCCCCGGUCCACGGAGAAGCAAGCGCCAACCUACACCAGAUCAGACGCAGCUUCUGCGUUCUCUGCGAGAGGCAACGACCUCCUCGGAUGAAUCUGAUAUCAUGCCUUCACCACCCAUCGCGCAGACAGUCUCCACGGACUCUAGUCCAGCUGCUGAUCCACCCUUUCCACGACGACUGUCUGAAUUAUCCGAUGAAACAUUAUAUCCUUCAUCACUGAAGCAGCGCGGAGUUCAUGUGGACAAUAUAAGUGUGCGUAGCUCUCUCAGUCGACAAAGCUCAGUUGACAACGCCUCGGAAGUCUCGUGGAACCUAGAGCGGGACAUUCACGAAGACAAUUUGCAACGAACACGACCAGGUCAAUACCGCGAAGAACCUCAUGGCCGGGAUAUUACAAAACCACCUCGUCGGCCGUCAGGCCUUUCCAUGAUUCAAGACACGAUACUCGAACAGGACGAAGGGGAGGAGGAGGAGGAGGAGGAUGAGGUGGAGGAUGAGUUGAUCAUGGAGCCUGAAGAUGACGUCGAGGCACUCACUUCGCCCGAUUCGCCGGAGGAAUGGGAAGCGCCGGCGCGGACCAUCAUUCCGCAGGAAUUCCGCUCUAAGACCUCCUCAGUCACGUCAAACGAUGAUACAUAUCAUGAGAUAGACGUGGCCCGGCAAACCUGGUCGGCAAAGUCUUCACGACAGGUCGGAGGCGUAAUGGGCGGAUUGUGGACAUCAAAGCGACGAAUCAACUGGUCGCGAGUGCUCAUGAUCAUGUUAUUUCCUUUGGGACUUCUUUGCUGCUUUUACUACCAGGGCAGGCUAGCCUCCCUCCUCCACAGCGACGCCCUGGGAAGGAUUCGCUGGUGUCUCCCUUUUGGACAACCUCCGUUCGACGUCCCAUCAAACUUUACCGACUCUGCUGCCUUCCACGGGUUGCAAAGUCAAGUGAGAAAUGUUAACUCCAAGGUUUCCUCACUAUCGCGUGAGCUGGACUCUUUGCGCUCUGAACUGGCUCACUCGCCCCGGGCUCCCAUCGACUAUACCGGUGUACCUCCCAAGCCAGCACCAAAAAUCAAUUUCUUAUCGCCAGGAAAUGGAGCAAUAGUUCAUCCUGAUCCAAAGAAGACAUCGCCGGACGCGGGGCACAAACAGUCGUUCAUCCAAAAGAUCGGCCACAAACUUCUUCGAGGCAAGGCCAAAGUCCCAACGCCCCCACCCCCUAUAGUCGCCCUCCAGCCCUGGAGUGAUAUCGGUGACUGUUGGUGCGCCUCACUGCGGAACGGCCAAUCUCAAUUGACCGUUCAAUUACAGCGUCCGAUUGUUCCUGAAGAGUUGGUGGUUGAACAUAUCCCGCGAAGCAUAACCCUCAAUCCACAUUCUGCGCCCAAGGACAUUGAAGUCUGGGCACGUUAUGGGGUGUCUCCGCUCUCAAAUAUGCAGGUCGAGAACAAAACAAAGACCUCGGCGAGGUGGUCGUUGCCCGAUCUCUGGCCAAGUCGAACGCCGGAAGUCAAUGAGCCUGAACAUGCAGCUCCAUCGAAACCUGCGGUGACCAAGGAGACCCUUCCUCUUGUGGUAAUGAAUACGCUCCGUAUAGCCAACCAAGGCGUGGCAGAACGCGAAUAUUCCAACGAUCCCGAGCUGGGUCCCAGAUUUUAUCGCAUUGGAACAAUGAAGUACGACAUCUAUGCUGUAGACAACGUGCAGUAUUUCCCCUUUGACAGCAUCAUCGAGAUUCCUCAUCUUCGUGUGGAUCAGUUGACGUUCCGGAUGAAAUCAAACUGGGGCGCGAACCAAACCUGCAUCUACCGGCUGAAGCUUCACGGUCAUCUGUGA